AUGGUGGCAUCCCCUCCUCUGUACCGGAGCCCGUCAAUUGACAGAACCCAGCUCAGCACAGCCUUUUUCAUGACCGAGUUUGCAACCAGGUUUCUCACAACUCCGCAUUUCAUGGCCAGCUUAUUCCGCACGUACUUCUCUGCCGAUUCUGAUGGAAUUACCAAUGCUAGUGCGAGUGCAUCCCUUAGUACGCCAGCGGUAUUGGCUGUCAAUGCUCUUGCUCAAGGGCAUUUCGGCCGAGCCAUGGGCGACGCAGUCUCUGUACAGCAAAGUUUUCACAAAUACGGGCUCGCCUUGAAAUCAAUGUCAUCAUCCAUCUCAGCUUUAGGGGUCGGCGAUCUCACCCUUGAUGGCGUAUGCGAGGAGAGUUGGCAGCAUUUCGCAUUCUUCUGCGUUGUCAUGGCUUUCUGGGAACUCAAAAUGUGCCCUCUCUCUAUAAAUUGGCAAAGCCAUAUCCGCGCUUUAGCUGACGCUAUUGCUCUAAGGGGGGAGGACCACCUCUACUCGAAAACAAAUAAGCAGCUCAUAGCCGCUUCGCGCCUAAUGAUUUCAUUGCAAAUACUCUCUUCUAAACAACUGGGUAGCCUCACACCCUACAAAUCGCGAAAGUGGUCUACCAUACGUUCUGCCUGGCUUACUGAGGCAAAAACGACCAUAUACACCAGUGAGGAUCUGAUUCCGUCCUGGGGAACCGAGAUCUAUACUUUUCUGGAUUCUUUGAUGGAUUCUCUCCCAACGUUGGCGAGUCUAAUAAGUCGAUAUGACCAGCUGACCGUUCAACUUCUUCAGACUGGCAGGGCGGGCGACAGUGAGCUUAGUCAAGCUUUACUAAAGCUUUAUCAUGAAGCGGAAACCCUGUUGAGCCAAACAGAAUUAUCAGCUGCGGUGUGGCAAACAAAUGUUUAUGAGUUUUCGAUUACGGAGUCCCAAUCGAAUCCAAACAGCGACCAAGAGGAGGCAAAGGAUCAUUCAAAGUUUUGGCGUGUAUUUGAACAGGACUUGCACUCAUUAUUUGGUACCCUCCUUCACUUCCACUCAAUGCACGAGUAUCAGGCCUUCACGCUGUACUGGACGGUUGUCAUGUCGUUACACUUGCAGCUUAGGGAUAUGGCCUCGAUGAUGAUGGCCAUCAGCUCGCAAUUUAUACCAACCGAUCCCGCAAAGGAUAUCCAGCGCCACCGCGCCCAACUCGUCAUGUAUGCGGAGAAUGUUCUUCGGGCCAUUGCCUUCGCAGAGAACGUCGCUAACCGACGACUUGCCCCCUUCUUCAUCACUACCGCUUUCCAGAUGACGACCGUCGUUCUGGAAAAGGAGUGCGAGAUCCUGCGGGGUGAACACGGGAAUCUAGAGAUCAUCCACAGAUAUGAAGCGAUGAAGGCUCUGGCGUGGCGAUAUAUGAAAUGGGGCUUGCAAAGUAAGAUCCCGAUCAAACUGGACACUACAGGCCGUCUAUUUUGA
Molecule: messenger RNA, 1458 nt
Organism: Clonostachys byssicola
Lineage: Eukaryota; Fungi; Ascomycota; Sordariomycetes; Hypocreales; Bionectriaceae
Source: the annotation of a GenBank genome assembly